Molecule: messenger RNA, 1864 nt
Organism: Dreissena polymorpha
Lineage: Eukaryota; Metazoa; Mollusca; Bivalvia; Myida; Dreissenidae
Exons: 6
Coding region: 176-664 (162 amino acids)
Source: RefSeq, a predicted model, not a curated record
UGAAUAUUGUGUACUGUUUUUCAUGCAGUCUGUAUUCAAAUCGUUAUCUUCCUUUUAGGAACACUAUAAGUUGUUAGUUUUUAUUGUUUAUUCUGUAAAAACAAGGAAUUUUAUUUAGUUAAACAGUUCAGCAAUUCUAUUCAGCUUCCAACCCAGCAGACGGAUGUAACGUAACAUGGAAUGUAAACAUUAUUUCAUUGCCAUGUUGAUGGUAGCUUCAACUUGUAUAACAGGUGUCAGUUUAUGCAGCAGUUCUCUCACCAGAGAUAAUAAUGCAAUCAAUCUGGAAACAAACGUUACAUUGAAGUGUACAGUGUGCCCUGAUUCUUCAGGAAUCACAUUUAAACAUAAUGGUACUGAAAUCGCGGCUGAUGCAUUUGGUGAUACGACAGUAACGAACAAUACACUACACGACGCAUAUGUUAAAACUCUAAGCAAUGGAUCAAAGGAGAUGACACUGAUAAUUUUUAACUACAAACAAUCCUCAAAUGGAAAUUACACCUGUUAUCCCACAAGCUCAACGAAUGUUGCAUCGCUUACGUUAGCAUACACAGCACCCACCACACCAGGAUCCGCAGAUGGCAAGCUGAGCAUAGGUGCAAUAAUUGGAAUUGUCAUUGGAUGCAUUGCCUUGCACUGGUUGGCAUUGGAGCAUUCAUCUUGAUAUAUCUAAAAAAAUAAAGAUAUAUCUUUAUGCUGCCAUCAGAGGUAAAGAAAUAGUAAGAACUCAUCGACAUGGUUUCGAAUGAUACAAGAUAUGUGAUAAUCAUGAAAUAUUGUUAAGUUUAAUGUUAUUCUUGGAAUUUAACUAUCAUAUUUAGCAUUACAUCAUAAUUCGUGCACCAUCCAAAUAUGUUGGUAUAUUAUAUUGCACAUACAGUUGGAUGUUGUGAUUGAAUUAUAGUUUUAAAUUAUUCCCGUAAACUAUUGUUACGUGUGCUUGGACUUCACGCAUAAAUGUGAGUAGAUUUUGGCUUUUGAGGAAAAACACAUUUUUAUAUUAUAUAUGUGUUAAAUAUUGACAUGAUUUUUAAUGUAGAAGUUGUUUGUUGUGGUAAAUGGUUUCUCAACAUAAUUUAGAGUGUAUGUUUAUGUCUCCUGUAUCUUCACACAUUUUUAAGUAUAAACCAUAGCUUAAUUCUCUAACUACUGCUUAAAACACGUUAAAAUGCAAAACAAAAUAACAUAAUUGAUAAGUUUUCUUGGUUGAUUACUUUGAACACUAAGUUAUUUAUUUCAAUAAAAUUUAAAUGACGUUAUAAGAGAUCAUAGUAGGCACAACUAUUGUCCAACAUACAAUUUGGUGUUGAAUAAAAUCGUGUAUUACAUUAACGGCAUAGCUCACGUAGGUUGUCGACGAAAAUGUAUAUGCUACAAAUUCAUGCACAUGCUUCAUCAUUUAUCGCUCAACAAAGACAGAUACAAAUAAUGUAGUAUAGUGCCGGUAGAGAGACGCACCAACUUUGACCACAAUACAACUUAAAACUUUAUUUGAUGAUCGACUUAAAAAUCAUACUUGUUUAUGUUCGCACAUGGUUAAGAAUCAUAAUGUACUGUUAUCAUUGUUUUUCAAUAUACACGUGCCUUACAAUUUUCAAGUUGCUCUUCAGUAUUGAUUGUCAGCUAGCCUGACCUGGAUUGCUGCUAUCAGGUUGCACGAGAGGCAUUCAUGUAUUCAGUGUUUACACAGGGUUGCUUGGCGAAGAGGAAGUAUUGAAUAAUAAACACUCAGUCAUUCACGUUAGUCAAUGUAGACUGGCGGCUGACGUUAUUUUUUUCUAUCAUUGAUCUAUAGAUAAUCCAUUUAAAAAAUACUAUAUGAAGUAUAGUCAUAACCACAGGUGGUUAGCGUGUGGCAAUGAUA